CACUUGUCAUUCCGUCCAUUGGGGUUUUGUGUGUUGUGUUUUGUGUUGUUCCACUUGUGUGCAUUAAAAGUCCUGUUUCCACGUCUCUGCGCCCCUCAAAAUGAGCAGCACUUCGGAGAAGAAUGAAUAUCCCAGGGCAUCGAACACCCUCGUCCUGGGCGCUCUGCUGUCGUACGUGGCGAGCGUCUUCCUCAUGAUGUCCUUCUGCUCGCCAUACUGGAUUGAGUCCUACGAGGAGUCCUUCAGCAACUUCAAGAACAUGGGCCUCUGGGAGUACUGCUUCAAAGACUUCAGCUAUCCGUACUACCAGUUCCCGCGCCUCUUCGACGGCUGCCACCACAUCUUCAGCCACGAGUACUACGUCAUCCGCGAGUGGCUGCUGCCCGGCUGGCUCAUGGUUGUGCAAUUCUUCGUCACCAUUGCCUUCCUGCUCACAUUCGGCGCCCUCGCCAUCAUGGCUCUGGAGCUCGUGCGCUGGCCCCUGAAGUUCGUCCUGCGCUACGAGUGGCUCCUCACUCGUAUCUCCUUCAUCUGCAUCGGCAUCUCGUCCGUGAGCCUCUUCCUGGCCGCGGCCGUGUUCGGCGGCAACGCCUACCGCCGCGACUGGCUCAUGUAUCCCAAGUUCAACGUCCUCUCCUGGUCGUACGCCUUCGCCGUGGUGGCCUUCAUGAUCCUCGGCGUGGCCGCGCUGGUCCUCUUCGGCGAAUCCCGACGAUCCUACGAAUUGCGACGCGAGGCGAAGAAUUUGGUGAUGCAGAUGCAAAUGCAGGAUCCCAGUUUCCAUCCUCAUCACCAUCACAGCCACAGCAGAAGUCUUCAGGGAUAUAUUUAGAAGCCACACACACACAAAUUCUCAUUAUCUCUCUUCAUCCCAAAUUCCCCAAAAAGAGUCUCAACACA
Messenger RNA from Phlebotomus argentipes, 900 nucleotides. RefSeq lists its product as uncharacterized. Gene Ontology annotation, biological process: septate junction assembly; regulation of tube size, open tracheal system. NCBI's taxonomy places the organism in Eukaryota, Metazoa, Arthropoda, Insecta, Diptera, Psychodidae. The record is from RefSeq and is a predicted model, not a curated record. Gene Ontology annotation, cellular component: septate junction; membrane. The transcript has 2 exons. The coding region runs from base 101 to 832 and encodes 243 amino acids.